ACAUUCAACAUCACUGACAGUGAAUAGCAACUGUCAUAUGUUUCAUUUAAUAAAAUAUGCUGCCUCUACUUAGAAUAAGAUUAUUUACUUGCUUAAAGCAAAAUUUAAAAACAAGUCAGCUUAUAACGAGACAAAUCAGUACCUCCAAACAACUAUUACAAAAUGUGCGGUUUAAGCGUUUUGUGUCACCUGAAAAGGAACGCUUAUAUAAAAUAAAGGACAGAAUUCCUGAGGGUUAUACCAUAAUAUAUCGCGCACCAAUGGAAUACUACAUUAUAGUAAUAAAAGCCGCGUCCACAUUAACUCUUACAGCGCUUUUCGGAUUCAUUUGUUAUGAUCUAGGAAACGAUAAAUCAUCUGGAAAGGAUGAGAAAGAAUAUAUGACUCUAAUGUUAGAUGAAGACGAUUACUGGUAUUUCCUUGCUGGUAUUAUUGCGUUUAACUUUGCUUUACAAUGGUUGACAACAAAGUAUCCACUUCGAAUAUACAGGAAUAAGGACAGCUAUAUUGCAAUGUUUACUUCGCAAAUACCAACCCGAAACGUACAGCAUCAAUUUCAAAGGGCUCGAGCAAAUGGAUCUGGACGUUCAAUCAAUCCUUGGGGGCAUUUAAUGUAUAAAUUAGAUAAUAAAAAUGCUAUAUUAUUAAAUUAUAAUUUUAAAACACCGGCAGACUUCAAUGCAAUGAUGGGACAUCAAUAAAACUAUAAUUGUUUUUUUAAAAAA
This is a messenger RNA of Teleopsis dalmanni, 725 nucleotides long. RefSeq lists its product as uncharacterized. The record is from RefSeq and is a predicted model, not a curated record. The transcript has 3 exons. Lineage: Eukaryota; Metazoa; Arthropoda; Insecta; Diptera; Diopsidae. Bases 57 to 701 code for a protein of 214 amino acids.